Messenger RNA from Eleginops maclovinus (Patagonian blennie), 2126 nucleotides. It is a transcript of the gene kcnk4b, whose product is annotated as potassium channel subfamily K member 4. The record is from RefSeq and is a predicted model, not a curated record. Gene Ontology annotation, biological process: stabilization of membrane potential; potassium ion transmembrane transport. The coding region runs from base 41 to 1702 and encodes 553 amino acids. The transcript is spliced from 8 exons. Gene Ontology annotation, cellular component: plasma membrane. NCBI's taxonomy places the organism in Eukaryota, Metazoa, Chordata, Actinopteri, Perciformes, Eleginopidae. Gene Ontology annotation, molecular function: outward rectifier potassium channel activity; potassium ion leak channel activity.
GUAAAAGGACUCCUGCAAUUGAAGCCGUCAAUCUACGAGAAUGUCCCCUCCGUCAGAGUGCGAGGUGGACGGGCUCCCCAGUGGUUACGGAUCCAGGGACUCCAUCCUCAGGCCAGGAGCGAAGAAGGACUGGAAAAGACGAAGGCGUGGACAACUAAAGCGGAUUGACAGCUGCAGCAGCUGGGACCUAGUCCACACCAGCCCCACUGAGGCUGGGAAAGGGAAACAGCAGCCUUCAUUCGGACUGGGAGGAGGUUCAAGCAUGCGCUGCUCCACCCUACUCGGCAUCCUCACGGGGGUGCUUCUCUACUUGGUGCUGGGAGCCGUGGUGUUCCGUGCUUUAGAGGCUCCACGAGAGGAGGGCAAGCACAAUCAGCUGCAGGACACGCGUCGCGACUUCCUGUUGAACUUCACAUGCAUGGGCCCAGAAGACCUACAGAACCUCAUAGAGGAAGUAGUGGAGGCCGUUGGUGCUGGUGUGGAUCCCAGCAGCAACCUCACCUUUGUCAGCCAGUGGGAUCUGGCCAGUGCCUUCUUCUUCUCAGGAACCAUCAUCACAACCAUUGGCUUUGGAAACAUCUCCCCCAAGACAGAAGGAGGGCAGCUGUUUUGUAUUUUCUACGCCCUGGUUGGAAUUCCGUUGUUUGGUAUCCUGCUCGCUGGAGUCGGAGACCAUCUUGGUACUGGGUUGAGGAAAGCUAUUGGCAAAAUAGAGACUCUCUUCCGGAAAUGGCGAGUAAGCCCGACCAUCGUACGAGUGAUCUCAGCCGUGCUCUCCAUCCUGCUGGGAUGCCUGCUCUUCGUUGCAUUGCCUAUAUUUGUUUUCCAAGAGGUGGAGAGGUGGACUCUCCUGGAGUCGGCCUACUUUGUGGUUAUCACCCUGACGACGGUGGGGUUUGGAGAUUAUGUUGCAGGUACACAACCAUCCACAGUUUUCUUUUUAGCUACCAGGGAUUCUGGAAAUGAGGGAAGCGACCACUGGUACAAGCCUUUGGUGUGGUUCUGGAUCUUGCUGGGUCUAGCCUACUUUGCCUCUAUCCUGUCUAUGAUUGGUAACUGGCUUCGGGUUCUAUCUAAGAAAACCAGAGCUGAGAUGGAAGAGCUUCGAGCCCAUGCAACGGAUUGGACUCAAAACAUCCAGAACAUGUCGGUGGACUUUCGCAUUGCAGGAAAAAUCGAUGACCCCUUCAAGCGGCGUCGACGAAAGCGCCGCCACGGCCCUCGAAGCCAGGGUCACAGUGUGUCAGCUAACGGGGCCCCCGAAGGAAAAGGGGAGCAGCGUGAGAGUCACACAGAGUCCGGAUCUUACUCUUCCUCAUCUUGCUCUAAUGAAUCAGCGUCUGAAUCAGAAUCAGACUCUCAGGCUACUCAGACGGAUCGAGUGCCCGAAGAAAAAACUGCAACAGAGCUUAAAGAGGAGGAGGCUCUUCCGGAUCCCCACCUGUCUCAGCCUCUGGACUACUUUGGGGAGAACCUGGCCUUUAUCGAUGAGUCUUCAGAUGCCCAGAGUGGGAAACUACACUUGGAUCCUCUGAUUGAUACUUCAAAACCUGACUCUGCACGCCAUCGUCCGCCCAGGAGGAGACGCCAAAGAAGACCUGUUCCCCAGAGAAGCCCCAAAAUCAACCGCUCCACAAACCCUGACAAGAUGGAGCCCAAUGGAAAACCAGUUCCAGCUGUGCCAGUGAAGCCUCAGGAUUGAAGCUGAUAACAGGUGUUCACACAAGUAUCACCCUGAGAGAUAUGAGAGAGUAGUUCUCAAUGUAGCCAUUUAUGUGUGUAUAUGUACUGCUUACUUACAGACACCUAAAAUUAAUUGCUGGAGAUGCCUUAGCCACUUGUGGUUUGCUUUUAAUGCAUGCGAGUGUGUAUGCCUCAGUCAGAGAUGAUGAUUUUUAUGCCAAUGUUCCCAUUACUUUCUGAGGAGUUACUGCUCUCUACUGGGCCAACACAGAAAUGCACUUCUACCCCUCUCCACAUGAGGGUUCCCACCUUUUACUAAUCCAGAAACAAGAAAGAGCAAGCAGACCAGGUGUGUCAACAGCGUUGUGGAGCUCCAGGUAGCUUUGGUCUGAGACAAUAACUCUUUAAUCCUGCCAACCAUUAAACGGGUACUCAAACAGGCU